Molecule: messenger RNA, 9016 nt
Organism: Rattus norvegicus (Norway rat)
Lineage: Eukaryota; Metazoa; Chordata; Mammalia; Rodentia; Muridae
Source: RefSeq, a predicted model, not a curated record
GAAAUGCCAAAGCAGACAAAAUGGUCUUGCGCUCAGAUUUAAAAAAAAAAAAAAAAAAAAAAAAAAAGAACUAUUAGUAGCUGAUACUAUCCUUUUAUUUUUCUAAUGUAUUUAAAAUGCAUUCUGAAACUCUGUCUCCUGUGUCAUAUAAGAAUGGAUGGGUAGCUGGAUUUGACUGGCAGUUACAGCUUGCUAACCCUGAGUUUUCUUUAUCAAAUUAAACCAUCAUAUAUCAAGUACCUCUUUGACUGGGGGCAGGUUAGACAUAUCUGUGUCUCAUAAGCUUACAGGACUGAGACAGGCAAGAGGGGACAAAGGGGACUAUAUCUGUCACUCCUUCCUGCCUUUAAGCCUGUUUUUUAUUUUCAUGGAUGUCUCUGGAAUCUGGUCCUUUGCCUCCAUCUUUCUUUGUUCUUAUCUUGAAUUCCUUGAAGUAGUUUCAUCCUCCUGUCUUAGAUAGAUGGUGAUUGCAUUCAGGGACAUCUCACUACCAUCUAUCAGGGUGAGUGGCGUAAGGGUUCCUCCAUUGUUUAUAGCCAUCUAGACCAUUGUAUUCCUGGAGAGUGUACCCCCACACUUGCUCUGCUCCUAGGCAGUCAAGCAUGGCCACAGAAAACCUAGCAACCAAAGCCAGUCAUGGUGGCACAUGCCUGUUGUCCUGCCAUUCCAUAGGCAAGGACGGAAGGAUCUUUUGAGUCCAAGAGUUUGAGAUCAACCUAAGCAGCACAGGCUAGACCUCAUCUCAAAGGACAAAGCAAAGCAAAUACCACAAAGCAAGCAGAAUGGUACCAAGACAGAUGGACAGUUUCUGAAUCUGUCUGGCUCCUCCCUCAUAACUAGAAAUCUUUCCUUGUUGUAACCUCUCACCGGUCAUCUUCAGCCGCCUAACCCACUUCAGCAUCCAUGCAUCCUAGCAUUCGGUCUCCCACCACUUUACAAAGAGGAAGGAAUUACAGAGAUGUAUUUUCUGGUCCUCCCUCUCCUGCAUUUUAAAGGAUCAGUUAUUACAUUCUUCAUUUCUGGUUCAGAGGAAAGAGACUCUUUUCCUCUCUGAGGCUGCCUCCUGUCUUAUUAGCCGUAGCUAUCUUAUGCAUCUUGAAAUGCUUUCUCCAUCCUGUGUGGCUCCUGAACUUUCACCAGGAUAUGAUGUUUUGUUGCUUUUUUUAGGGGAAAAAAAGGAAAAAAUAUCUCAUCUACUUUAUUUGUGUGUGUGUGUGUGUGUGAGAGAGAGAGAGAGAGAGAGAGAGAGAGAGAGAGAGAGAAGAAAGGGGGGUGCUUUAUUCUAUAGUCAGCACCCACCUUCAUUCCCCCUUUGGGGGGGUCUUUCAUUGGUUUGAAAGUAGCCAAAGAGGCUAGGGCAGCUGUCUGAUUCUCUGGGUCCUCCUGUCUCCCUCUCUCAUGCACCACCAUCUAUAACUUUUGUACUCUCCUAGGGACUAUGAAUUGGACUCAAAUCCUCAUGCCAUUUAACUCAAGGCGAGCUGUUUCCUCAUUGAGCUAUCCUCAGCUACUUCCCUUGAAGGUCUUCACUUUUCUUACUGCUCCCCUCUCUGUUGCCACCUAACUUUUGGAUAAAAACUGCAUUGUGUCAUUGUCUCCAGCUUCUCAGUUGCCCUUUGAACCCUAUUCCCUGCAAUGUGAAUUGCACCAAAACCCCCAUACACCCCAUACUUACCACCUACUUUUACUUAAAUAGCCGUGUUCCUCUUUCCUACAAGAUGCUAUGAUAGAGCUCACAGAUGGCUCAUAAGCCUAGCACACUCUAAAAGACAUGAAGAUACACCAGGCAGCUUCAUUUCUGAUAAAUAUCAGCAGAGGGGAUCCUUUAUCAGGAAUAGUUAAUUUUCUUAGUGAGGCUCUGGUCUUUCACCCAAUACAGAACUCUAGGAAGAAAAUUUAGACCCAUGAUGGGGACUAACCCUUUCCUGGCUAGGCCUGAAUAUCCUGAGACAAAGGCACCAUCUUGUUGAGAGCAUAUUUCCCCCUUUCUCCAUUCAUCUGGCAUUCGGAUCUCAUCUGUUGUCAUCUGUAUGGGGAGAAGAGACCUCUCAGCACUGACAGCCAAAGACAAGGGGCCAAGGAAGCGUAGGAAUGACAUAGGUCCGCCCCAGGGUCUAGAGGAAAAAGAGUUGGGCAGUUAGCCCCAAAGCCACUGAGGAAAGUGAAAGAGUGAAAACUCUUUGGAAAGUUGUAACUUGACCCUGUGUUGAAGGAGGAGAGAGAGGAAAGACUUCUUUCGGACCUCUUUGCCCAUACCAAAGCUGAUGAUUUGGGGGAAAGAAAGGGCAGCUGGAGUAAGAUAAUAGACUAGGAAGCUCCUUUAUGUCUUUCUGUCCAUACGGGAGACAAGUAAUGCUCAGAAGCAUCAUGAUAGGCACCCCUGUCCCUCAGCUUCAUGCUGUGAAGGAGAAUUGUCAACUCCCAUAGGAGUUAAUGGGGUUUAAUCUUCAGGAUACCCAGAAUAACUCAUUACCCUAGAAAAUUUUUGUUUCUGCUCAUUUUAUUAUAUUUUAGUGGCAUCCAAGCCACAAACGCAGGUAUAAUACCAGAUCCUUCUCUUUCUUUAUCUUGACUAGGCUGUUCAUCUUUGAUCAGAACCCCAUUGACUCUGCUUAAUCAUUGUAGGGCCCUGUACCCCUCUCCCUUGCCAGAACCUCUUUAUUCCACCUGGACUUUUGCACCUCACUUGGACUCCAGUCUCCACCGACCCCACCUACCAGCCCAUUCUCACCUUGUACUCAAGGCCUUCAAACAUUCCUUAUGUCUUCAUUUCAUCAAUACAAUGCAUGUCCGUUAUGAAAACUUGGAAAGUAGAGGGCAGACGUUAAAUAAAAUCUAAUCAUACUUGUGCUUUUCAUACAUUUCUUUGGACUUUAUUUUCUGUUAUAUCUGGGCUCAUGGGCUCCCCCUUUUAGUUCACACAAAGAUUCUGUUCUAAGUAGUUGGCAUAUGCUUUCCCUACCUGUUGUAGCCUUGGAAUUGUUUUAAGUGUUUUAGACCUUAGUUUUUUAAUGCCUGCUUUUGUUUGUCUGUUUGCUUGCUUGCUUUAAUAGGUCUAUAAGUUAAGUUAGCCUCAAACUCAGGUUUCUGCUACAGGUUCCCAAGUACAGUAAUUACAGAGAAAAACCAUGCAUCCUCCAACUAGUUGCUAAUAUUUUUAUAGCUGUUAUAAUUUAUUUAACAGUUUCCAGCUUGAGUUAUUAUAUUUUUUGAAUAUUAUUGUUUGAGUUAUUAUAUUGUUUUAUAAGAAUAAGGUUUUCCACCUUAAUUAUUUAAAGAAUUUCCUGGAUGAGGAAUUAUGAGGGAUGAAGACAGUGGAUUUCUAAGGCUCCUGAGUUUUAUGUGUCAUCAACUAAACUCACCACCAGCCUGAGGAACUUCCUACUGGGACCUGCCAGCGAAAAGGAUUGUCAAUAUUACGCCUUUUUCCUUCUCCUAAAAAUGCCUGCUAAAUUAAAAAGUGGGUAGUGUUAGCCUGUAAUUUAAUUUUCAUCUCCUUGAUUAUUGCUGAGCCCAAAAUGAGCAUGCUCACACACGAGUCAGCCCCCUCUGCGUUUCUUGCUGCUUCUCAUUUUUCUACAACCCAUUUUCCUAGAGCAGUGGCCCUCAGCCCUCCUAGUGCUGCAAUCCUCACCAUGUGGUGACUCCCACCCAUUGCUAAUUCAUAACUGUAAUCUUGCUAUUGUUAUGUUAUUAACAAUGUAUUGCUAAUCUUGUUAUAGAAUUGAUAUGUGGGAUAUCUGAUACACAACUCCCAAAGGAGUUGCAGCCCACAGGCUGAGAUCCACAGCCCUAAAGAGACAUUAGCAGUUCUCUACUCCACUGACUUCUUGUGAUAAGAGAAACCUUUUUCUGUGUGUUUGACAGGUAUUUACUCGUUUAGUUUGUCUUUUGAUGUUGGUGGCUUUUGUGUUUGUUUUGUUUUUUUCUGUUUUUUUAAAUCUAUAGGUAGUCCUAUAGUCCAUAGUUGAUUGAUAUAUAUAUAUAUAUAUGAUAGGUUUUAUUUUUAGUAAUAAUGUUUCCCAUUACUAUUGAGUGAUUUUUGAGAUUUCCUUCAUUUUAAAAGGUCUUGUGUAUGUUGUCAAUUUAACUUACCAUUUAAAUACGUAAGUGUACUCAUACACUCCCAGGCUUAAAGCUAUGAGCACCAUGUAACCCAAUCCUCCCGCUCACAUAGCAUUGUCUCAUAUGUGUGUAAGUGUGUGUACAUGAGAGGUGCUGUAUGAUCUAUGCUCACAAGCAUGUGCUAGUGGUAUACAUGCUCCUGGGCAUGCGUGAGAAGGUCAUAGGAAAGUGUUUGGUGUCACAGUCCAUCACUUUCUACCAUAUUUCUUUGAAACAGCUUCCCUUACUGAACACUGAGCAAGGCUGGCAUCUUGAAAGUCCCAGCCAUCCUCCUGUUCCCAUGUUCCACAGUGCUGGAAUUACAAGCCUGCCAGGGGCUGUGCCUGGCCUUUUACAAGUGCUGGCAUCUGAACUCAGCUCUUCAUGUUCUCAUAGAAGUACCUUUUUUACAAUGAGCCAUAGCUCAAGCCCUCUGAAUUUUUAAAAAGUCCAAUCCUAGACCUUUACAUCAGGAUACUUUGGUUUAGUAAGGUCAUAGGAAGGAUGUUUGAAUGUAUAUUUUUCAAAGCUCCAAGAUGACUAAGCCACUACCUAAAGACUAUACAUGGACUGAUCCUGGACUCUGACCUCAUAGGUAGCAAUGAAUAUCCUAGUAAGAGCACCAGUGGAAGGGGAAGCCCUGGGUCCUGCUAAGACUGAACCCCCAGUGAACUAAUCUAUGGGGGGGGCGGCAAUGGGGGGAGGGUUGGGAGGGGAACACCCAUAAGGAAGGGGAGGGGGGAGGGGGAUGUUUGCCCGGAAACCGGGAAAGGGAAUAACACUCGAAAUGUAUAUAAGAAAUACUCAAGUUAAUAAAAAAAAAAAAAAAAAAAAAAAGCUCCAAGAUGAAUCUGAAAAACAGCUAGGUUUUAGAACUACUCCUCUGUGAGACAAGACCCAUUCAAGACACUGAAGAAAGUUCUUUACUCUUUCAGAUCUUACCCACCUUUCUCAUCUCUUCUCUAGGGCUCUUUGUUCUUCAGCCAUUGGGAACCAUUUCUGUCCCCUUUCUGCAACUCUGCACCUGGCAUAUCUCCCCCUCCCCCACCCACAGAUGGACCCACCCAUUCCCUUGUGAAUAAGCCCUCUCGAGUCACAGCAGCUGUCCCAACACUUCUCUGAGCACAUCCAGCUCCUUUAUUGCCUGUCAUGGCGUUUGUUUGACUAUAAUUUCAUUUCCUAUCACUCAUCCAUAAGAAACUGUGGGCUGUGUCCCUGUGCCUGGCAACACACCUGGCAUGCCCCAGAAUACAGGAAGUGCUUAAAAAUGUUGGCACUCUCCAGCAUCCAGGAAGCACUUAAUUAACGUGUUCUAUCAUGAAAUGCCAGGCACUGAAAAUGGUGCUUCUCCCAGGAACAGAAUCCAAGCGAUUUUUGCCCUGGGUUGUUAGGUGUGUGCAUGGGGGGUCAGUCCUGGCUGAUGUGUUGUGUCCACUCAUCUGUCAGAGUAUAACUUAAAACCUACCCCGGGACCCUGAGCCUUCAGCAGCCCUGGGACUCGUGCCUGAAGACAAGUGUGGAAGAGUAACAGAAAGAUAGGUGAAAAUUGAUCUCUUGCAGAUCUGUAUUUCUUUCCAAACCUGUGUCAUCUGAUCAGAGGAUCAAAGAGAACCCAGUAGAGGACUUUUAUCAGUCACUACAUGUAUCCCAUAAUGCGAAACAAUAAACUAUACUUUGCCACCUGUUUUGUCAGACUACACGUGAGAUGGCGUUGUUCAGUGCCUCCCGUAAAUCAGAAGUGCUCCCACUCUUUCAAGUUACUUAUGCCAACAAAGUCUUAAAGUAGCGUAGAAACUGUUGUUGCCGUAGUGAGCCUGCCCACCGCCCCUGCCGAAGGCUCCUUCUGUUUGUUUGUAAGAUUCAAAGAUGCAGGAACCCACCCUCGCCCGGUUUAAAAAUGGAGGUUGAACCUUAAAGAAGAAGGUAAAAGAAAACCCUGAAGAGACAAGGAGAAGACAGCUCAGUUACCUACCUAGAGGGCAUAAGAGGAAGAGUUCAGGAGAAGUGGGGGAGGGGGUGGGAACCACAACACUGGGACAAUGGGGUUUUAUUGUACUGCUAGGUUUCAAAGGUGAAAGUGUCAUUUUACAAACUCCCGCUCUGCCUGACAGGAAGUGUGCCUGCUCUAAAUCCUAAUUUGGGUGUGUUCCUGUAGAAAUGUUGAACCCCUCCUGAGGGAAACAGAAACUCAAUCGUGCAGGAAGCUAGAUACCGAAAGAAAGAAAAAAAACCACACCAGUGUAGGUCAGCCUGUCAGCCAGUGGCUGGUGUGCAGGCAGCGGGAGAGAGACCGGUUCUUCUCUGUGGCCACAGUGUUCUCUCCCAGCACCAUGCGAGGCAGAAGACUGCCCCUGGACAUUCAGAUUUUCUAUUGUGCCAGGCCUGACCAAGAGCCUUUCGUGAAGAUCAUCACAGUUGAGGAGGCAAAACGCAGGAAGAGCACUUGCAGCUACUAUGAGGAGGAAGAGGAGGAGGAGGAGGGACUGCCCAUCCUGCAGUCCCACAGUGCGCUCCUGGAAAACAUGCACAUCGAACAGCUGGCCCGACGCCUUCCAGCCAGGGUACAAGGCUAUCCCUGGAGACUGGCCUACAGCACAUUAGAGCAUGGAACAAGCUUAAAGACUCUCUACAGGAAGUCAGCAUCUCUAGACAGUCCUGUUCUUUUGGUCAUCAAAGACAUGGAUAACCAGAUAUUUGGGGCGUAUGCAACUCAUCCCUUCAGGUUCAGUGACCACUAUUACGGCACGGGCGAAACGUUUCUCUACACCUUCAGUCCUAAUUUCAAGGUCUUUAAGUGGAGCGGAGAAAACUCCUAUUUUAUCAAUGGAGACAUAAGUUCUUUAGAACUCGGUGGUGGAGGGGGACGGUUUGGUCUGUGGCUAGAUGCUGAUUUGUAUCAUGGACGCAGCAAUUCUUGCAGUACUUUUAAUAAUGAUAUCCUUUCGAAAAAAGAAGACUUCAUAGUUCAGGACCUAGAGGUAUGGACAUUUGAGUGAAAUCCAGGCUGCCUUAAAACAUAACAUGGAAAAGACUGGGCUAGAAUAGCCGCUUACUGGAAGGCAGGCCCCGGCCCUGGCUGCCUCAUCCCACAGCAGCGCUUUCUUUCUAUGGUCGUCUCAGAGCAUCAUCACCGCGCAGACAGAUCCUGGAAGGUUGCCUGUGGAGGACAGACACCGAAGACAGAAAUCUGAAGUCCAGAUUGUUUAAAACAAAAAGACUUUGUACCUCCACUGCUUUCAAAUUCACACCAUGAGGAAUCGGAGUGUUCAUAGAUGUAUGAGUCGGAUGCGAUUUUUAUUUUUGGUAACUGUGAAAAAAUAAGAUACUGUGGAAGUAUAUACCUGCUUUAUGUAUUUAUCAGCAUAAUUUUACCAAAUGUAUACCUAUUGUUUGCCAUAGAAAGCUGAAUCUGAUUUAGAGAAAUUGAAAGAAUAUAGCACUUAAAGGGAAUAUCUAAUUUUUUAAGAACUUUUAUUUAUUAUUUUUAGUAUAUUAUCUGAAAUAUGUUGAUUUUUUUUCUUUUAAUGUGUCAAAUCCUGAAAUAAAUGUAUGUUUUGUGCUAUGUUUGGGAAACAAGUCUCUUUUGAUUUGUACAGUUUUAUAUUCAUUUUUUUUGCCCUGAUUAUUUAGGGUAAUAUAGUCUUUAUUUAUUAAGAGAGAGUGUAUGUGUGUUUUCAAAAGUUCAUUACUGAUGUUUUUUGACCUGACUUUAUAGAGCGGCUUUUUAUUUAGUUUGUAAGGUACUCCUUGAGUACCCUAAGCAUUUGUGGGAAACAGAACAUGGCAUCUCUCACAGUUGUAAGUUGGUGUUUAUCGAAAUACAGAUCUUCACGAACAUGAAUGUACAAGUCGUCCUUCUACCAAGAGAAUGUUUGCUUCUUUUGAAAUCGUGUGAAUCAUGUAUUAAUAAUAGUAACUUGGUCUCUUAUUUUACCUCUUUUCUUUUUUUUUUUUUUAUUUUACAUUGUUUCUUCUCCAGGUGUUUACAUGAAUGGUAGUCCUCUGUUAAAAGGGAGUGUUUAAUUUGUGCGUCUUUAAAGUCAGAUAAAAGAUGUCAAGUUGGACCAACUUUCUUGGUUUCUGGAAUCAAUAAGAUCCAGAUAAUAAUGAUCCAAUCCAAUAAGGAGGGAAAAAAAAACAAUUCAAAGAGUUAUAUUCAUAUCACAAUUGAAAGAAAAAAGGAAAUCUAUUUUGUAAAAUAUAAACUCACUUUCGCAUCAUAGGGCACCUUUUAUUUUAAAUAGUGAGAAGUAAAGUCAUGAAUGCCAUUGAUCGGCUCCCGUGUAUGAAGGCCAAAGACUGCUGAUGGAAAGACUUAAAUAACAGCCAAAGCCGAAAAGUUGUCUGUCGCCAAUUAUGCCCCCGUGAUCUUUCUGAAUGGGAAAUGAGCAAACCGUGUUUACACAUCUGUUUAUGUUCGGAAUAUUGUCGAGUCUUUAGACUCUUUGUAAGAAAACACUGUCCUGUGCCCUGCCUCAAGCCAGUUGUGUCAUUCACUGCCACUCCAUACUAGCUUAAGGGAAUGCUGUAAAAUUUUAAAUCUGUAGACCACAUACACCUUUUACCCAAGUUCUCCCAUUGAGGACUCUUGCUUAAAAACAUGCAAUUUGACUUUGGUCUGCUCACACACAUGAUUGGCGAGAUCCCAGGAAUGUCACGUGGUGAUUUUGUUCACCGUUUAGACCGUCUGUAACCAUACGCUGUUGAUGAACAAGAUGGUCAUUUUGCCCUGUAGAUUACUCUUACCUAGUUUAGUCCGUGAUGCUGUACUCGUGAGAGCAUUUCCAGAUGCUGUGUUCUCUAUUUAAAACAGUAUUGUCUGAACAGGAAUGUGUGGCCCUUCAUUAUGGAUACCAACUACAUGUAAUGCAGUGCUACUCCAAUAUUUUCAAUAAAGGAAUUUAUGCAUUCA